UCCUCAUAUCUAUAUAUACACACACACAGUUCACUAUUACACUCAACAUCUCAAACUACUUAACACCAUUAAAUAAAAAGAAUGAAGGUCUUGUUUGCAACAUUGCUGGUUUGCUCUCUUCUACUAUGUUCCUCAAUUUUGGAACCAGUCAUGGCACAGCCUCGGUCACCUUCAUGUGCGGGGAAAUGCAAGGCGAGGUGCAGGAAAGCAGCGGUGUGGGAGCGGUGUUUCAAGUACUGUGGGAUAUGUUGCGAAAAGUGUAAAUGUGUGCCAUCGGGAACUUAUGGGAACAAACACGAGUGCCCUUGCUAUAGAGACAUGGUCACCAACAAGGGCAAGCCUAAAUGCCCUUGAACUCACAUUUUCUCUCUUAAUUUCAAAAUAAUAAUGAUGAUGAUGAUGAUGAUGAUGUGUAGAGAUUUCCAUGGCAAGACAUGUAUUUAUAUGUUCAUGAAAAUAAUUGUUCUUGCUAUUUAA
Messenger RNA from Gossypium raimondii (Peruvian cotton), 477 nucleotides. Its product is annotated as peamaclein. Bases 82 to 354 code for a protein of 90 amino acids. The record is from RefSeq and is a predicted model, not a curated record. NCBI's taxonomy places the organism in Eukaryota, Viridiplantae, Streptophyta, Magnoliopsida, Malvales, Malvaceae. The transcript has 2 exons.